Molecule: messenger RNA, 5209 nt
Organism: Zophobas morio
Lineage: Eukaryota; Metazoa; Arthropoda; Insecta; Coleoptera; Tenebrionidae
Exons: 4
Coding region: 92-2335 (747 amino acids)
Source: RefSeq, a predicted model, not a curated record
CCAUAUAUAAUACCACAAUACCAGUAACCAUAGAUAUUUUCAUUGCAAGUUUCAAUUGUAUAACGAUUAUUAUUUUUUGUUCUAAUUAAAAAUGGCAACCGGAAAAACAAAUAUCGACGGACAAUAUGAAACACCUGACAAUUUUUCCCCGAAAUUUAAGAAGAGAAGUGGUACUACUGACCUAGGUAAAGACUACGAACAUCUCUACAUAGCGAACUUAGUUUUAAAAUUAAUUAUUGACGAUGACGUAGAAAAUUUUUACUUGUCGUCAAACGAUAGUGCAUAUGGUUCUUUCGAUGACGUUGUAGUUGAAAUUGAAUUCAAAAAUCGUAUCGAAACGUUCGCUAUUCAGUUGAAACACCUCAACACAACAGGGGGAAUACAAAUUGAGCAGUUAAACGCAUCGAGUGGAAACUUUAGCGUCGAGAAGUAUUAUAAAGACUUCAAAAAAGAGUCGAAGUUGUCUGACUCGCGUAUCAAGAUGGUUUUGUUUACCAAUUCUAAGCUAAAUGAUGAACACAUAGAUCGGUUUAAAUUUGGCAAAUUGACGCCACAUGAACAAGACAGUUUGCUAAGUACACGUAUGUCCACGUUGGGAGGACAGUGUUACAGAUUUGAAGAAAAUGAAGAUAAUUUCAAAGAGUAUGGAUCUUUUUUUAAAAAUUUGUAUCUCUACACUGAUCAGUCAGAUGUCAAAGAACUAGAAACAUGUACACUUGAGACUUUCAAGGCAUAUUUCAAAUGCAACGACAUCGUUUUCCGAGAGUACCUACAUUUUAUAACCCGGUGGAGUAUGCAGCAAGGAAACAAAACCAAAUUAAAUAAAACGUGGAUGAAACACUUGAUAAGUCUUUGUGUGUUUUCACCUUUUAUCAGACCGUUAUCUUUCGUUGCUGGUGGACUAGCGGACGCCAAAAGAAAAAUGUUUAGCGAAGCUGUUUCGAAAUUUCACUUGACUUAUAUAAAUAAAAACAAUUUCGAGAAAAUCGCCUCAUUUUGGUCAAACGCUGUCGACGAUAUUGAUGACAUAGAAGAAAUGAUUAAAAUGAAUUACAAGUACCAACUUAUCGAAAAAGGAAUAAAAACAAAAGAUAGUCUCUAUGAUAAAGACGCAACAAAAGUAUCGCUGCUCAUGUGGUUGCUGGGAAAAAGUCCGUUAGUCGUUGAAGGAUGCCCACAAGUUUAUCAAGCAGUUAAAACAUGCCAGGCUAAAAAUCUAAUUAUAUUAGAUAAUAAUAAUAAUCGACAAAUGUUUAAUGAAACACGUGGCCAGCAAAAACCGCACCUGUUUCAAAAAUUGUCUGACCUAAAAAAACACGUACAGUUGUAUGAAGACAUCCUAACGAAAUUUACUUAUUCAUUGCAAGGGCAAAAAAACUCUGUGUUGAAAUAUUUGCUAGAAAUCUGCGAAGAUAGCGACAACUUCAUCACUACAGAUGAUUUAGUUGAAAUGGUGGAAGAUACAUUGCUGAUUGGAAAAUAUAAAGAUGCUCUACCACCCAGUCACGUCGAAAGAAAAUUGACGAAAAUUUUAAUAGAUGUUAAAUUUUUGAAAAAUAUUAAAGAAAAUACAAUUGUUUUAGUUGAUUGUGUAACAGAUGUCAGUUCUUUCAAACAAUUUUUACCAAAUUUGGUAAUCAGCGACGUGGAUGACGUUGAGGUCAUUCAGAACACAAUUCAUGAACAGAAAAUAUAUGUUUGUCGAAAGGAAGUUUCACAGGAGGAAUUUUCUGAAUUUUGUAAAAAAAAUUUAGAAACUCAGUUUCAUCACGUCGGAUACUUAGACAAUCAUCGUUUGGAAUGGAUGGAAAGUGAAAAUUAUGGCGCGGAACGAAAAUAUACCAAGGAACUUGAGAGGUUUCGUCUACAAAGUGACUUUAUGGAGUACACUAUACCCGAGCUCCAGUACUUUAGUCAUUCUCGACAAAAUAUCAAUAUUAUCUGCGCCGAUGCUGGAAUGGGAAAAAGCACAUUAACGAAGAGUUUAAAAAAGAGUAGUACGUCGACAAAAUGGAUCAUUUUAAUUAACUCCAGAAAUCACGCUUUACACUUCAAGAAACAUGAGUCAAACGUGGAGAAUUUCUUAAAAUAUAUCCUAGACGAAACUUUUAAGGAAUGCGUUGAUCCGUUCCACGAGAAAGUGUUCAAAACGAUGCUGGAACAAAAUCAAAUACAACUAAUAUGGGAUGGACUCGAUGAAGCAUCUGAUGCCACUCAAAAUUUCAUCUUAACUUUGGUAACUGCGUUUUCGGAAAAAAGAGUGAAGCAAUGGUUGACUUCCCGAAUCAACUUAAGGGAUAUGUUGGAAGACAAGUUAGGUCAACGCAAAUAUUAAAAAAAAUACUUUCGGAAGAACGAUUUAUUUCUGAAUGGGAUUGCGUAGAAGAUCUUUUAGUUUUGAAUUCGGAAAUUGACGAAAUAUUGAGUUUUGCGUUACAUUUUCCAGAAUUUAGAACAGAUGUGCCCAAUUCGAGAGGUCAGCCGUUGGGGCAUUAUGCGUGUGAAAAAAAUUUAACGAAAACCUUACGUUCACUAAUUUUCAGAAAAGCGAACAUGAAUGAUCGCGAUAGGCACGGAAAACGUCCUAUACAUCUUGCACGUGAAAAGGGGCAUUCAAAUUGUUUAAAACACAUAGCACAAAUUGACGUUUUAGAUGAAGACGGUCGAUUGCCGCUUCAUUACGCUUGUGAGGAUGGAGAUUUAGGUGUAGUAGGCAUACUGUUAAAGAAUGGUGCGAAAGUUGACGUCCCGGAUGGAAAUUGCCAGCUGCCGAUUCAUUAUGUAUUUCAAAAAUGGCAUACAGAUAUUAUAAAGGUACUAUUAAGCAAUGAUGUGAAAGUGAAUGUUCCGGAUGGAGAUGGAAGGCUGCCGAUACAUUAUGCUUGUGAACAUGGAAAUUUGCAUAUACUAGAAUUACUGGUAAAGAAUGGAGCGAAAGUGAAUGUUCCGGAUGGAGAUGGACAGCUGCCGAUAUGUUAUGCUUGUGAACAUGAAGAUUUAGCUAUGGUGAAAAUACUGUCAACGAAUGGUGCGGAAGUUGACGUUGUGGAUAAAAAUGGUCAUCUACUGAUUCAUUAUGUGUUUCAAAAAUGGCACUCAGAUAUUAUAAAAGUACUAUUAAGCGAUGGUGUGCAAGUGAAUGUUCCGGAUGGAGAUGGUAGGUUGCCGAUACAUUAUGCUUGUGAACAUGGAGAUUUACAUAUACUAGAAUUACUGGUAAAGAAUGGAGCGAAAGUGAAUGUUCCGGAUGGAGAUGGAAAGCUGCCGAUACAUUAUGCUUGUGAACACGGAAAGUUAAGCAUGGUAGAAUCACUGGCAACGAACGGAGCAAAAUUUGAUGUCCCGGACAGAGGUGGUCAGCUAUCGAUGCAUUAUGCGUGCAGAAAUCACCGGUGCGGAUGUGACAUAAUUUUAUUUUUGUGUAAAAAUGGUGCGAAAGUGGAUGUUCCGGAUGGCAAUGGACGGCUACCAAUACACUGCGCCUGUGAAUACGGAACUUUAGGUGUAGUAAAAUUAUUAGUAUCGAAUGGUGCGAAAUUGUAUGUUUCGGAUCAGAGUGGUGAACUGCCGGUAGCUUACGCGCGUAAAAAUCCAAAAUUUGGAAGCAAAAUAAAUAUAUUUUUGUUGAAAAAAAUGAAACAAAAAUCGUUCACGAAACUUAAUAUAUCUACAUAAGACAGUUGCCGACGUCAAGAAGUUCUCACAAAUAGAUAGAUAAUCUUCGAAACUACUGGACUGAUUAUUGUUAAAUUUUGUACAUUAUUUUCCAAAUUAAAAAACCAUCAACACUGCAUUCUACCUUGAAAAUAUAUACACAAUAUUGACAGCACCGUAGUAUUAGUAUUGAAGUUUGAAAAAAGGAUUGGUUAAAACUAACUCAUAACGAUAUCAAGACACAAUGGUUGAUUUUGGAAAUGUUUUGAAGUUUCAAAACGUUUUAAAGUGAGAUAAUGAACUCAAAUUUUACAAACGUUAAAAUGAUUGCGUGUUUUGUUGUGACAAAUUUGAUGUCCGUUGAAGUUUCAACGGUAAAAGUCGUAGUGCCGCUCUAAGAAUAUGAAAAUCACGACUGGAGGUUUUUUUGUUAGCAACUGAAAUCAACAGGUGCUGGUUUUUUAAUUUUGGUGAAAACUAUAUGUACAUUGGGAGGUAUCAUGUUGAUGGUAAAACGCUAACCAAAAAUUUUAUGUAAAAUUUGUUUUUAUUUUUAUAAAAUAAGAUACUCCUGCAUUUGUAGUGUAUGAAUCCGUGUUGAAUUUUCAACUUACACGUCCAACAUUUUCCAAUUUAACUUUGGAACUACAAGAUCGAAUGCUUUGAAAUCUUGCACACGUUUUAAAGCUAUCGUAAACAUCGUAAAUCGUUACACAAAAUUUAUUCGUUUAUCCCCUUCCAAAAUUUUGUCGAGUAAAUUCUCUUUGCAAUAUGCAAAAUAAUAUGACUCCAUACUUGUGGUUUAUCAAUACAUUCAUAGCUUUUGAAACUACUUAUCCAAAGUGGCUCAAAAAUUAAUGAAUAUGGCUGUUUAUUUUAUCAGUUAAAUCAAGAACGACUCACUCCAUUAAUUUGGGAAUACAGUACUGCCAUAGCAGUUAUUAGUGUUCUAAUCCAGUUCUAAAAAUUUGUAGAGAAAUGACUAGAUAUCUCAACAAUUUGGGAUGUAGUUAUGUAGGAUCUAAUUAUUUUUAAGGUUUAAUGUCAUCUAAUCAAUUUAAAUGUUUUAAAUAUAAACGUAAAGGAUUGAAACCUGCACUGUUUUCUUUAAGUUUAUAUCUGUGUACAUAUGUAUAUCGAUCGAUUUGACGAAUUCUUAAAUUUUUAAUUCUAUGGAAUAAUCUAUGUUAUGUGUCAUAAAUGUUAUGUAUUAUAUGUAUAAUCUGACGUCCUUCGAAGUUGACACAUCCAAGUUUAUGUAUUUAUGUAUUAUGAAUACUAAAAUCAACGGGUGUCUAAUUCAAAGUCAGGUCAAAGGCUGCCUUCUGUUGUUUUUUUUUUUUAAUUCAAUUUACACGUUAUUAAUUUACAACAGUCGAUACGACAAACGGAUGACAACUUUCAUAAUUCAAUUCUGAAAAAUACAAAACCACUGCUGACAUUAUACCCUUGACCAGGUUUCCAUUUAGACUUCCGAUACAGCGUGUAGCGUAAAAUGUACUGUUACGCCCUGUGACCAUACCGGAUGUUUUGCAAUAAAACCAUGUAUUUGUUA